Vitis riparia (riverbank grape) is the source of this 2322-nucleotide messenger RNA. RefSeq lists its product as uncharacterized. Gene Ontology annotation, molecular function: nucleic acid binding; zinc ion binding. The record is from RefSeq and is a predicted model, not a curated record. Bases 673 to 2055 code for a protein of 460 amino acids. NCBI's taxonomy places the organism in Eukaryota, Viridiplantae, Streptophyta, Magnoliopsida, Vitales, Vitaceae. The transcript is spliced from 2 exons.
AUUCUUUCAUUCAGGAAAUACAAUACAAUCAUUCAGUAUUUCUAACAUGGUAUCAGAGUCAUUGCUCUGACCCUUUCUUAGUAGUCUGUCUUCAUUAGUGUGACUUCCUUUCUUUUUAACGCUUCCGCCAUCACAACUGCCGCCGCAGCCUUUUGCCGUUGAACCUCCGACGUCAUCCAGGCGUCAUCCUUGGGUUCUAGACCUGCAGCCACCGUCCUUAAGGAGUUUCACACCGCACAAGAUCACUGUUUUUCGCAUCACUGCUGCGAAUAUUGCUCCGAUUUCAAUUUUGACGGUACCACUGAGAUCGUCCAAUGCCGAUCUACACAUUCGUGGAAACCUCGUCGCCAUCGGAGCCCGCACGCGCCCUCAUGCGCCACCCAAAGAUUCGGCGACGCUGAUCACGCCUCCACUCGCUAGGUUUGUUCUGUUGACGUCAUCCUCCCUGCCACGUCAGCUCCACGUCAGCCCUAGCUACGUCACCACUAUUGACGUGUCAGUGCCACGCUAGCCCUAGCUGACAUCAUCUCCACGUCAUCUGUUGACCAGCUAACCGUUGACCAGUCGUUGACCGUUGACCAGUGUUGACCGUUGACUUUGACCAUGUCCUCCUUACCCAGUUUUUCGCGUAAAUUUCACUUUUGCAGUCUGUUUUUGCAUAUGUGUUUCUAAAUGGAUAAAAAGGAUAUUUUUCUUUCUCGCCCCAUCAAUACUGUAUUGGAGGGAAAUAAAAAUUACUUAUCUUGGUCUCAAGCUAUGCGCAGUUUUCUUAAGGGUCGCAUGCUCUGGCAUUAUUGUACUGGUGCAAUGACUAUUCCUAUCAAGGGAGCAAGUGAAGGAGAUGUUGUUUUUCUUAAUCGCAUGAUUGAAUGGGAUAGUCAUAACCACAUAAUCCUCACAUGGAUUCGGAACACUUCCAUUCCCUCUAUUUCCAAUCUGAUGGGCAGCUUUGAUGAUGCAAAAUCUGCAUGGGAUAUGUUGGCCAAAAGGUACUCCACUACUCAUGGAUCCCUGAAAUAUCAGUUAGUGGUUGAAUUACAUCAACUCAGGCAAGAACCAGGGCAAUCCAUCAAUGACUAUUAUGAUCAGCUUCACUUUAUUUGGGACCAAAUUGACCUUUCUGAUCCAACUUGGACAUGCUCAAAAGAUGCUCAGCAAUAUGCUUCCAUUAGAGAUGAAUUUCGCCUCUAUGAAUUCUUGAUGUCACUUCACAAGGACUUUGAGCCCAUUCGUGGUCAGCUACUCAAUCGCAGUCCUGCUCCCUCUCUUGAUACUGCUGUAAAUGAGUUGGUUAGAGAAGAAGCUCGUCUUGCAACCCUUCAAGCCCAAAAUAAGCUCAAUGUUUUGGCUAUUACUCCAUCUACUCCACUCAUAGAGCAACCCCAGCAAUCAGGUGAUUCUUAUGGCUCUAGCAAUCGUCGCAAGCAGACCAACAAAAAGUUCUGCAACUAUUGCAAGCGUCCUGGCCACACCAUUGAGACUUGUUACCGUCGUAACAAAUCUACUGCUGCUGUUGCUAAUAUUGAGCCUACUCCGCCAAUGGCUUCCACCUCAGUUGAGUCCAAGUCUUCUGGAUCUACUAUCAACCUCUCCUCCACUGAACUACAGGAGAUCAUAGCUCAGGCUGUUCGUAUGGCUGGUAAUGCAUCUCUUUCCACUGCCUUGUCUGUUCUACCUGAUGAGUCUUUUGUUCCUUCUACAAAUACUUUUGAUCCUCCUUUGGACUUCUCUCCAGAUAUUUUUUAUGCUUCUCCUAGACAGAUUGCAGAUGAACAGAUUAAUGACGAGCUACCCCACUUUGAGACUGGGUCCCCUGCUCUUGCUCUGCCUGAAGAUCCUCCCCAAGACAUUCCACCUCGCCACUCAACCCGGGUAAGAUCCAUUCCUCCACACCUACUUGACUAUCAUUGUUACACUGCCCUUGCUACACUUCACGAGCCUCAAACCUAUCGUGAGGCCUCUACUGACCCUUUAUGGAAGAUUGCUAUGAAAGAGGAACUUGAUGCAUUAACCAAAAACCAUACUUGGGACCUGGUUCCUCUCCCUCCUGGAUAGUCUGUGGUUGGUUGUAAGUGGAUCUAUAAGAUCAAGACUCGCUCUGAUGGAUCCGUUGAGCGCUACAAGGCUCGUCUUGUUGCCAAAGGCUUUACACAGGAAUAUGGGAUUGAUUAUGAAGAGACUUUUGCUCCAGUUGCUCGUAUCUCAUCUAUUCGUGCUCUCUUAGCUGUUGCUGUUGCUUGUCAAUGGGACCUUUUUCAGAUGGAUGUUAAAAAUGCCUUCCUUAAUGAGGAUCUGAGUGAAGCAAUCUAUAUGCAACCUCCU